Messenger RNA from Soboliphyme baturini, 264 nucleotides. NCBI's taxonomy places the organism in Eukaryota, Metazoa, Nematoda, Enoplea, Dioctophymatida, Soboliphymatidae. The record is from the annotation of a GenBank genome assembly.
AUGCUGUUCUUUUUGUUGGGUUUCUGUUUGUUGUUGAGUAGUAUUGCUGAAGGUGCACCGGGUAGUGUACGGAAAUCACACAAUACGGAGCAGUGCAUCACUCAGUGCUCCGAAAACUAUACUGACCAGUGGGCGGCGUUGGUCUCAUCCAAGCUGGUUGCGGUGCUGACGAAAAAUGACACGCUCCUGUCGCAGAUGAAAACCGUCAAGGGGGACAUGUGCAGGUACGAAGUUUCAGACCUAGCGAAGAUCAAAAUCAACUGA